GGGUGCUGGGGCACAGGUGGCGAACGGGCUGCUAUGAGGGAGUUGCUCUGCAGAUUUCACCUCUCCUCGCCAGGCUUGCGUGCGUGUCUUUUCCUGCACGCAGCUGGAGCUGGUCUGUUUUCUGGGAAUGCUGGUUUCCUCUGGCUGUUGACCCUGUAAACUCAGCUUGCACUUGAGCUAAGCAAGCGAACGUGAGGGUUGGGACCAUCGAGUUGGGCAGCCGGGCUGGAGGGUGAGGGCGUGCACGGAGGCAACACGCAGCAGCAGCGUAUGCGAGGGCGGCUUCUAGCAUGGGUGAGUGUCAAGAAGCCAGGGCUGGGGAGGAAAGGAGAAAACCCUGGCACAUUUGCGCAGCCACACAUGUAAACCAAGGAGGCUGCAAAGGAGGCUCGCUGGGGUGCUGGCGGGGGAGCUUUGCUGCAGGAGUCCGAGUUACUCGCCCGUGAUGCGCAGGAGGGGGUUGUCCUCGCAGCUGCCAUCUUCGCAAGCGGAGGCUGGGGAGGCGAGUGGCCAGGAGACGCGGUUCCGCUUGUUUAUUUUCAGAAAGCAAGCACGUCUGGUCCUGGCAACUUGGCAAGCGCAGACAUCCAGGCGAGGAGGAGGAGUUCCCACCCAUGGCCCGGUGGCUCGGGAGCAGCAGUGCUGGGACAGCCCCGAGCGUGCCACGGUCUGUGGGAUGCGGCCAGGGGACUCGCCGCCAGUGUGGGAUGCUCGUGGUGGGCGAGUGCUGGCCAGAAGCAAGCCAGGGGCUCACCGAGGGGUCGCAGCCACAGCAACCCUCGCCGGCAGCGCUUGGGGGAAGCAGCAGGGCUGGCUGAGCUGGGAGAGCAGCAGUUUUGCUUUCUCUUCUCCGGGCAGGAAGGCGUCGCAGGGCAGGCAGCCAGCACUGCCAGCAGCUCUGCUCCCUCGUGAGCAGAGGGAAAGGAGAAGUCGUACAGCUAGAGAGCUUGCCACCUAGCCGGGGAGGGGACCACCCACAUGCGAGCCGGAGCGCAGCCCCCGCCAGCCGAGCCAUGCUGUAAGGGGGGGGCAGCCCGGCCGGCCGGCCAGCAGCGGGAGUGAUGGCCCAGUCUCGGACCAACGGCUCACACUACGCCCUGACGGCCAUAGGGCUGGGGAUGCUGGUCCUCGGCAUCAUCAUGGCCGUCUGGAACCUUGUCCCCGGCUUCGGCCCCGACAGCAAGCCCACCACCCACGCCGCCAACAGCAGCAAGCCAGACCGCGGCUCCGGAGGCAUUUUGAAGAGCAAGACCUUCUCGGUGGCAUACGUGUUGGUGGGGGCGGGUGUGCUGCUGCUGCUGCUCUCCAUCUGCUUGAAUAUCCGGGACAAGAAGAGGCAAAGCGAAGACAUCGUCCGUGUGCAACACCAAGUGCCUGCGGAGCCGUCGCCCCAGGAGGACAGUCAAGAAGAGGAUGAAGACACAUCUUCCCAGUACUAUGUCCCCAGCUACGAGGAGGUGAUGAACACGGGCUACUCUGAGCCCAGAGACUCAGACAGGAGCAACAGGAUCAGCGUCUCCCUGCCCUCCUACGAGUCGCUGACGGGGCUCGAUGAAAGCACACAGCCACCGGGAGCCACCGGCGCAGAGCCCAGCACGGAGCGGCCACCCAGCCGGCACAGCUCGCGCCUCAGCAAGCGCCUGAAGCCACUGAAGGUCCGGAGGAUCAAGUCGGAGAAGCUGCACCUGAAGGACAUCAGGUUAAACCUGGCACAGGGGAACAGCACCAUCCCUAUCACGAUAGAGCCCCUGACCCCCCCACCCAAGUACGAGGACAUCCAGAAAGGACCAGAGAGCCAGCAAAUUACUUAAAAAAAAAAAGAAGAGGGAAAAAAAAAAAAGAAAAAGAAAGAAAACAAAAGAGGAAUCUGUGAUGCUGCUGGGCUUGUUUUGGUUUUGGUUUUAAAAGCAACCACACGAAGAGGGGCUCGGUCGGUGGGUGCAGAAUGCAGCCAGGGCUCCCUGACUGCACUGCAGAGGACACGCUAGGUGCAUAGUGCUGCGGCACGGGGACAGGACAAGAUUUCCUUGGGACGGGGUUUUACAGGAGGAUGUGGGGAAAGAAACCUGAAUGCCAAUAGAUCUGCUGCUCUGAAGUAAAUGAAGGCUGGAAGUACCAAAAGUGUAAUUUGUGGUGUGUUACAGAAGGACCACCCGAUGUAUCUUCCCCUCUCCUCUCCCCCCUGCCCCUACCCAGACUUUUCCAAGCCACCAACCUGAUAAGGAACGAGGAUUUUUCAAGUGGAAGAGGGAAACAUUCCUUUUCUUGGUUUUGUUUUGGGGGUUUUCUUUUCCCUGGUGUCUUUUCUUUCUAAGGGAAACGGCAUUGCCAGAGUAGCGCUGCAGCUCUGCCCCGCUCCCGUCUGGGGCUGGGAUGGUGGCCCAGGGCCAGCCCCGACUCCUGCUGAGGUCUGUGCUUGCUGGUGGGAAGCAGCCUGGAACGGGUGUUCCUGAGGGAGACAUGGAUUUCAUGCCUUGGUUGCUUUCUCUGCUGCGUUUUGUGCUCAGCUGUGAAGGGACGGUGCGGUUGAGACAAGGGGUCCAACCCCGGGGGGGUAGGAGCUGAGAGCACUGCUGCUGAGGCAUGCUAUGCAAGCAGACCUGUUCUAAAUAAAUAUUUUGUACAUUG
This is a messenger RNA of Falco peregrinus (peregrine falcon), 2628 nucleotides long. RefSeq names its product transmembrane protein 51 (gene TMEM51). The transcript is spliced from 3 exons. NCBI's taxonomy places the organism in Eukaryota, Metazoa, Chordata, Aves, Falconiformes, Falconidae. The coding region runs from base 1062 to 1811 and encodes 249 amino acids. The record is from RefSeq and is a predicted model, not a curated record.